Carassius gibelio (silver crucian carp) is the source of this 2012-nucleotide messenger RNA. Its product is annotated as pyruvate dehydrogenase E1 component subunit alpha, mitochondrial. Gene Ontology annotation, biological process: pyruvate decarboxylation to acetyl-CoA. The transcript is spliced from 12 exons. Lineage: Eukaryota; Metazoa; Chordata; Actinopteri; Cypriniformes; Cyprinidae. The record is from RefSeq and is a predicted model, not a curated record. The coding region runs from base 222 to 1577 and encodes 451 amino acids. Gene Ontology annotation, cellular component: intracellular membrane-bounded organelle. Gene Ontology annotation, molecular function: pyruvate dehydrogenase (acetyl-transferring) activity.
GCGUAAACCUUGUUUACUGUGCGCUCUGGUUUGUAUGAGAAUAGGACUGAAUGAUCUGUUUCUGGUUAGCUGUGGGUUAAUAUUAUGCGAAAGAUGCUAACCAUCAUUUCUAACGUUCUGAGGGGCAGCGCCAGCAGGAACUCCUCCACUCUCCGGGCCGUUCUGCAGCUCCUGGCAGUCCAGAGUGAAUAUGCUCAUUUGACCGCUCCUCAUGAUCCCGAAUGCCGACCCCCUUUCACACAGAUGCACAACCCUACAGCCCUUCAGCUUCCCCUCCUUUAACUCAGAUACAUUUAAACACUUGUACAGAAUACAAGGAUUUAGGACAAGCUAGCAGUGGCCAGACUUUAGGACACUUUGGGCCACACAACAGACCUCUGACAGAUGUUGUUUCCUCCGAGUUCACCCACAGGAUGGCUGGAGAGACUACUUUUCCAGAGCCACAGCUUGCUGGCGCAAGAUUGGUGGUAUCUGCCAGGACCUAUGCAGACUUUACCCCUCAGGCCUCCUUUGAUAUUAAGAAUUGUGAUGUACACAAGCUGGAGGAGGGCCCUCCGCUGCAGGCUGUGCUCACAAGAGAGGAGGGGCUUCAGUACUAUCGCACGAUGCAGACCAUUAGACGUAUGGAGCUCAAAGCUGAUCAGCUCUACAAGCAGAAGAUCAUCAGGGGCUUCUGUCACCUUUAUGAUGGACAGGAAGCAUGUGCAGUUGGUAUUGAGGCCGGUAUCAAACGAUCAGAUCAUCUAAUCACAGCCUAUCGUGCCCAUGGGUAUACUUACACUAGAGGGGGCACCGUUCGUGAGAUCAUGGCAGAGCUCACUGGUCGUAGAGGAGGCAUUGCCAAAGGAAAGGGAGGGUCUAUGCAUAUGUACACUAAACAUUUUUACGGAGGAAAUGGAAUUGUGGGAGCACAGGUGCCUCUUGGGGCAGGUGUAGCAUUGGCCUGCAAAUACCUGGGCAAGAAUGAGCUGUGUGUCUGUCUUUAUGGUGAUGGUGCUGCAAAUCAGGGUCAGAUCUUUGAAACAUAUAAUAUGGCAUCUCUGUGGAAGCUGCCCUGCAUUUUCAUUUGCGAGAAUAACCAAUAUGGCAUGGGUACAUCUGUGGAGAGAGCGGCGGCUAGUACUGACUACUACAAGAGAGGCGAUUUCAUCCCUGGAUUAAGAGUGGAUGGCAUGGAUGUCCUUUGUGUAAGGGAGGCCACCAAAUUUGCUGCUGAACACUGCAGAUCAGGAAAAGGUCCUAUUUUGAUGGAGCUGCUGACCUAUCGUUAUCAUGGACACAGUAUGAGUGACCCAGGAGUAAGCUAUCGCACACGUGAGGAGAUCCAGGAGGUGCGCAGUAAGAGUGACCCCAUCACUUUGCUGAAGGAUCGCAUGCUGAGCAACAACAUGGUCAGCGUGGAGGAGCUUAAGGAGAUUGAUGUGGAGGUAAGGAAGGAGAUUGAAGAUGCUGCUCAGUUUGCCACCACAGACCCUGAGCCUCCACUGGAGGAACUCUGCAACCACAUCUUCUACAAUGAACCUCCUAUGAAAGUGCGUGGCAUCAGCCCCUGGAUCAAGCUCAAGUCUGUCAGCUAAAUCGCCUUCUUUAUCGUCCCAAGUCCCCUCCCCUUCCUACCAGUACACCCUCCCCUGUAGAAUGAUCACCUCUGAUGUGAUGUGUGAGGGACCAAACAGUCAAGGAAGGAGGAUCAUAGAAAUAUAUUCCAAAAAUAUAUAUUUUACUGAAUUAAAAAAAAAAAUCACAUACAAAGGUUUCAAAAAGGAAACAAACUCCAAAUCAUAAAAACGCAUGUUUAGACCUCUAAAAGAGUAAAUCUGCUGGUUGGUAGCGGAACUAGCCGAACCAUCCAAAGCUCCAGUCAUCCACUCCUCAGCAACACAGCAGUAACUUAAACUCAAAGAAAGUAAUAUUAAUAGAUGCAUGUACUGCACAACACCAACUAAAUUGUGUGCACUUCAAUCAGUCAGUGAUGUACUACAACUCAAAUAAAUAUCUUAAUGAAAAAUAAA